AGUAGAACGAUAAGCAAGAUCCCCAUAAAGGCUUUACCACCACGAGGCCAGAAAAGAGGGAAAGCCACUUCCAUUUUUACGAUCAAUGGACCCAAGUUUAAGGAGAGGCAAUCCUUCAGUCUACCAAAAUGGCUUAAGUCCCUGUCUCUAACUUCUUCCUUCUCAGAGACUUUGGUUUCCAACCAAGGAACAACAUUCAGUGAGAUGCAGCCAUUUUGUUCGCCGUCAGCAGCUCAGAAGCAAAGUGAUGUCUCGGUGGUAGACUGCAGCAUCGUCCUUCUCAGCAGCUCUUCCCUGCAGGGCCCCAGAUCACUGUGCAGACCCAGCGGAGUAGAAACGCACCUUUAGAAAGCCUUAUGCGAAGGUUGUUUGAGAAACCUGCCAACCUGAGUCUUCGGUAUUUUAGCCGCACUAUUUCUCAUACCUGGGUGCUCUCAGAGAGCCUGAAACAGCCAAGACAUGACUCAGAGCCCAGAGGAACCCGCAGGCACUUUUGAGACUUUGGGAGACAUUAACCUCACUCUCGACUUGCUGAAUAAAGAAGACAGUAUUAGUAAGGAAAGCGUCUAUAGUCAACUCACUUCCAUUAUUCAGAAUUCUGACAUCCUAGAUGAUGCGAUCGUUCAUCAGCUGAUUUAUUAUGCUUCUAAGGACAUGAGAGACCACAAGAUCAACAGAGAAAUCAGAAUGGUCGCCGGCGAGAUUCUGGUGUCUCUUGCUGCGCACGACUUCAACUCUGUGAUGUAUGAAGUCCAGAGCAACUUCAGGAUCCUCGAGCUGCCGGACGAGUUUGUGGUGCUCGCCUUGGCUGAACUGGCAAGCAGCUAUGUGUCACAGAGCGUUCCCUUCAUGAUGAUGACGCUGCUCACCAUGCAGACCAUGCUCAGGCUGGCCGAGGACGAAAGGAUGAGAGAAGCUUUCUGUAUCGCUCUUGAAAAGUUCAGCAAGGCCAUUUAUAAGUAUGUCAACCACUGGAAAGAUUUCCCCUACCCCAGAUUGGAUGCCAACCGCCUCUCUGACAAGAUCUUCAUGCUAUUCCGGCACAUAAUGGAGCGGUGGGCCUCUGCGGCCUCACGGGUGCAAACGUUGGCAAUCAUUAAGGCCCAUGGUCCUACAGUGAGCUUGCUGCUUCACCGAGAAGACUUGUGUGAAUAUGCCCUGGGUCAGGUGCCCUGGCUCCUGAACCAGUAUAAGGACAAAGAGAUUGACUUCCACAUCACGCAGAGUCUAAAGCAAAUACUGACCGCGGUCGCCCUCUACGACGUCUCCCUCCCAAAGCUGUUGAGAAAACACAUCUUUGUCAAUUUACUCCACCAGGUUUGCAAAGUUUUAGAUCCUCCAGUAAAGGAAAAUGAAAUGGAAGCUUCAAACUGUUUUCUUAUUCUAGCCCAUUCCAACCCUGCAGACAUGAUAGAAUUCUUUGAUGAACAAGUACGCAGCAAUAAUGAAGCCACUCGGACAGGAAUCCUGACUUUGUUAAGAUCAGCUCUCAGUGCUGGUGAGCCCAACUUAAGAGAUCACAUCAUUUCCAUCGAAAAAACUGUCAAAGUCAUCCUGGGUGACCUCAAUAUAAAAGUGAGGAAUUCCAUCCUCCUUCUCAUCCAGACCAUGUGUGCAAAGCGCUACAUUGAGCCCCAGGAAGGAUGGCCACUGAUAGACUAUGUCUUCGCCCAGUUUGCAAUGUCAAGCAAGAAUCUGGAAAAGCCAGUGAAGCCAAACUCUGCCGAGAACGAACUGGGAGAGAAAUCUGUCAAAGAAACGAGCCUGGAGGUCUUAAAAACCCUGGAUCCACUGGUGAUCGGAAUGCCUCAGGUGUUAUGGCCCAGAAUCCUGACUUUUGUGGUGCCGGCUGAAUACACAGGAACUCUGGACCACCUUCUGGGCAUCAUCCGGAUCCUUAUCACAGCAGAGGAGAGGAAGAAGGGCGCCAAAGAGUCGACGGCCCUCGUCGUCUCUACAGGAGUCGUGAAACUUCCUUCGCCACAACAACUGCUGGCCAGACUUCUGGUAAUAUCUGUGCUCGCCGGUGUAGGAAAAUUAUGUGGGAUUGGUGCAGUAAGACUUUUGAAGAUACUACCAGAGAUAAUUCACCCUAAAUUAGUAGACUUAUGGAACACACAAAUACCUGAGCUUUUGAAGUCUCUGGAAGGAAAGAGCAUCAAUAUCUCACAAUGGGAAACCAUGCUGCUUCAGUUGCUCAAAGAAUCCUUGCAGAAGAUUGGUGACAUAGCUUGGACCACUCAACUGAUUCGGGAUUUCAGCCAACAAAUGGGCGGUUACAGCAACACUUCCACUGAGAAGAAAUUCCUUUGGAAAGCCUUGGGGGUCACCUUAGCAUCCUGUCAGGACACGGACCUUGUAAACUCCCAGAUUAAGCAGUUUCUAGCUGCGCCCAGCCAGCUGGGUGACCAACGACAGGGAAUAGCAUCUAUUAUGGGAUACUGUGCCGAGAACCAUUUGGACACUGUUUUAAAAGCCCUUAAAACAUUCCAAGAUCAGGAAAACUUUUUCAUGAAUCGCUGCAAGGGCAUUUUUUCUGGGAAAAAGCACUUGAGCAAGACCGACGUCAUGGUGAUCUACGGGUCUGUGGCCAUUCACGCUCCCAGGAAUCAGCUCCUCCCCAGACUGGAACAGGACAUUGUCGCCCAAGUCCUGUCAUUUUAUACCCAGUGUUCUCAGGUCCUGGGCAUGGCGGUGGUGAACAAGGACAUGGACCUGCAAAUGAGUUUCACCAGAAGCAUCACUGAAAUCUGCAUUGCGAUCAAAGAUGUUGGGGACCCCCAAUUCAAGUUUUCCUACAAGGAGGAGCUGGUCGGUUAUAUGCUGAAUUUCAUCAGGGAUGAGCCUCUGGACUCCUUAGCUAGCCCCAUCCGGUGGAAAGCCUCAGUCGCCAUCAGAUACCUCAGCCAGCUGAAUCCUCAGCUCUCUCUAAAUGACCAUCUUAAUAUUCUUGAAGAGAAUAUUCGGAGGCUCCUGCCCCUUCCACCUCUAGAAGAACUGAAAGAUGACGGCCAGACGGAUCAGGACAAAGAGCACAUCCAUUUUCUCUAUGAACGAUCCAUGGAUGCCUUAGGAAAACUCGUGAGAACCAUGAUGUGGAACAACACUGAUGGAGAAGACUGUCACGAGGUCUUUAACCUUCUGCGAAUGUGGCUUGUUUCACAAAAAGAGUGGGAGAGAGAAAGAGCCUUCCAGAUCACCGCAAAAGUGCUGACAAGUGACAUUGAGGCACCAGACAACUUUAAGAUCGGCGCCCUGCUGGGUCUCCUGGCUCCUCACUCCUGUGACACCCUGCCCACCAUCCGGCAGGCCUCUGCUAGCUCAGCUAUCGGCCUGUUCUGUAUGAAAGGUAUUCAUCUGGAACUGGAAAGACUGCAAGGUUUGCAGGAAGGGCUGGAAUGUGCUGAUGAACAGAUUCAGAUCCAGAUUUCUUCUAAAUUGGCAAAGAUCGUCAGCAAGCUGAUUCCAUGUGAAGACAUUAUCAUGUUCUUGGAAGAAACCCUGGAUGGUCUGGAGAGUCUGAGCCCCAAGUGUACAAGGGCCUGUGGCAUCUGGAUGACCACUGCCCUGAGGGAGCACGGAGCUGAGCUGGAAGAUCAGGUGCUGGAGAUGCUGAGCAUCAUUUAUCACCACAUGCCGGUCCUCCGGCAGAAAGAGGAAAGUUUCCCCUUUGUCCUGGAAGCCAUCAGCCAGAUUGCCAGCUUCCACAUGGAGGCCGUUGUUUCCAACCUGUUGCUAAAGCCUCUGCCUUUUGACAGGAACACGAGGACAAUCUGGAAAGCCCUGGCAGAGAACCCGGCCUCCAGUGGCAAACUGCUGUCAGCCUUAACAGAAAAACUGCAGAGCCAGUUAGAAGAUGACGUAGCCGGGCCAGAGUCAAUCUCAGUAGCCUGUGCAAUACAUGAAGUGGUGUCCACAGGAACGUCUGUCUCAAAGGUGUACGCAGAGCUGUUCACUGUCCUCCUGAAGCUGGUCAGCUGCACCCUGGGCCAGAAGAUGUUGACUUCCAUCGUGAGCCACCGCCGCCGGCGAGUGCUACUGCCCGGAGAACAGCAGCAGAUGGCAGAUCCCUGCAGGCUUUCCACAACAACGCUGAAGUGCGUACAAGCCCAGGCCAUGAGAGAAGGCCUCGCCAAAGAGUCUGACGAGGGGGACAAUUUAUGGACCUUGCUCUGUAACCCCAACACCCACCACUUAGGGAUAUGUGCACUGGCCAGGAGCAUGGCCGUGUGGCAGUACGGGAUCAUCCUGGACAUCAUGGACCGACUACAGCCGUCUCUCACGUCCUCUUCAGAGAACUUCCGCAUAACGGGCACGGCCUUCUACUCUGAGCUCAUGCAAGAGCCCGUUCUCUGGAAGCACGGGAAUCUGCAGGAUGUGCUGCUCUUGAUGGACCAGAGCGCCUGGGACUCUAACGUCAUUCUGAGGCAAAUGGCCAUCCGAGGGCUUGGGAACGCAGCUUCUGGAGCCCCUCAGAAGGUGAAGAAGCAUAAGCAAAUCAUACUGGAGUCUACCAUCAGAGGCUUGUAUCACCUGGCCCGCACAGAAGUCGUCUCUGAAAGCUUGAAAGCUCUCAGAAAGAUCCUGGAGCAGCUCACAGAACGUGAUGUGAGCUUCUACUUCAAAGAAAUAGUGCUGCAGACAAGAACCUUCUUUGAAGAUGGGCAGGAUGACGUGAGACUGACGGCCACCCUCUUGUUUGAGAAUCUGGCAUCCUUAUCGGGGAAAAAGUGGAAGCUCUUUUUUACAGAGGAAAUUAAAAAGAGCAUGAUUUCCUUCCUUCUCCACCUCUGGGAUCCCAACCCCAGGAUCGGAGCUGCCUGCCGUGAUGUCUUGAACAUCUGCUUUCCCUUCCUGGGUCUCCAAGAAGUCUCUGGGGUAUUAGAUCAUCUCUUUGACGGUCACGAUGUACCGAGGGCCAGGGAUUUCUACAGGCAAUUCUGUGUGAAACUGGCAAAGAAAAACCAGGACAUUCUGUGGAUCCUCCACACACACUCAUUCACCUUCUUCGCUAGCAACUGGGAGAUGAUCAGAAGCGCAGUCAUCAAGCUCACAGAUGCCAUUGUCCUCAAUCUGACCAGCCACUAUCUCAGCUUAAUAGACCAGGAGCAGCUGACCGCACGGCUCCAGGCACUUCGGCAAGACCCCUGUAUCAGUGUCCAGAGAGCCGCUGAAGCUGCCCUGCAGACCCUCUUGAGAAGAUGUAAAGAGACAAGCAGCCCUCUCUAAACCACCAGUAAAUAAACCAUUAGGCUUUUUCUACAACUCA
Molecule: messenger RNA, 5269 nt
Organism: Erinaceus europaeus (western European hedgehog)
Lineage: Eukaryota; Metazoa; Chordata; Mammalia; Eulipotyphla; Erinaceidae
Gene: MROH2B
Product: maestro heat like repeat family member 2B
Exons: 42
Coding region: 460-5229 (1589 amino acids)
Cellular component (GO): acrosomal vesicle; cytoplasm
Source: RefSeq, a predicted model, not a curated record